Drosophila subpulchrella is the source of this 756-nucleotide messenger RNA. RefSeq names its product low choriolytic enzyme. NCBI's taxonomy places the organism in Eukaryota, Metazoa, Arthropoda, Insecta, Diptera, Drosophilidae. Gene Ontology annotation, biological process: proteolysis. The coding region runs from base 1 to 756 and encodes 251 amino acids. The transcript has a single exon. The record is from RefSeq and is a predicted model, not a curated record. Gene Ontology annotation, molecular function: metalloendopeptidase activity; zinc ion binding.
AUGUUCCUUCAAACAGUUCUGUAUCUACUUUUGGCGGUGUACUUCGGGCCCAUCCUAGUGGCUUCCGAAGGAAUCGAGUCCUACGAGAACUACUAUAACGAGAUCCAUGUGGAUGAUGAGCAGGCGGAGGCCAAGACCCGAAAUGCAUUGACAUCACCGCUGCAACGUUGGCCUGGAAACAAGAUAUACUACCGAAUAUCUGGGGACUACAGUGAACAGGAGGUGGCCAAUGUCCGGACAGCCAUGUCUAGUUUUGGAGAACAAACCUGCGUGGAGUUCGAGGAGAUCGAAGGAUCCCCGCCCUCGGGCAAACGAUAUGUGUCCUUCAAGAAAUCACCCAACAUGUGUGGAACCCGAGUGGGCUAUCAACCCCUAUCCUUUGGUCCCCACGAAGUCGUCCUUAAUGAGAAAUGCCUGACCAUGCCGGCUGUCAUCCAACACGAAACACUCCAUCUGUUGGGACUUUUCCACGAGCAAAGUCGUCCCGAUCGCGAUCAGUACGUGCAAAUCGACUAUGAUAAUAUCCCUAGGAAGUACUGGUCCCAGUUUAUGGCCAUGGAUCAGACUACCACUUUCGAUGUUCCAUAUGACUACGAGAGCGUUAUGCACUAUUCGAAAAACGCCUUCGCCAAGGACCCUUCGAAGCCAACAAUUCGGGCUUUAAUCGAGGGAAAAGCUGUGGAAAGGGAAAUGGGUCAGGUGCGAGGACCUUCAGAGGGCGAUUGGACCAAAAUUCGACUUAUGUACAAGUGCUAG